UGGCGCUAUAUUUCUUCCAGGAUAUCGAGACCUAACGGAAGGUCGUUUCAGACAUUCGCAAUCAAGGUGAAGAAGGGGAUCGAUCACAUUUCAAUCGAGAAUUAGGGCUGUUUGUUCUACGAGUUUUCGGAAUUGGGUUCAUUAGUUCGAUUAUGUUGGGGUUUUUCCACUUUUUGACGCUAAAAGAAGUCGGUAUUCGAUCUCAGCUUUUAUGCGCAUUCAGAUUUGAUGGCAUUAUACGGGUUAAUCUCUGUUUCUCCGUAGGGUUUGAGUUAUUUGAUUCGGAUUAGUUUGACGAUUUAGUGGGAAAUAUUAUAUUAUAUGAUGAUUAUGCUCUGGAUUUCGUGUAUUUGGCACCAACAAAUAGUGUAGAGUGGGAAUCCUAGAUCUUAGUUUUCACUUCAGAUUUUAGAAUAACAUCAACUUCGCAUUCAUGGUUUGAAGCAAAAGCAACGAUAUGGGAAGUAGAAUUGGUAACGUUUAUGAAGUAUGUUGUUAUCCUUGCUGAGUAAGAGAACAUUAAAUGCAGAUUCCAGGGAUGCAUAUGGAUUUACUGUGAGACCUCAGUACCUUGACACAUUCAAAGAGUUUGAUAGUAUCUAUAAGAAGGAGGAAGAAGAAAGGUCAACAAAAUGGAGGUCCUUUCUCGAGCAGCAAGAAGAGCUUGUUCGAUUGAACUCGAGCAUCAAAAAACCUGAUGAUGCUGAGGUUACAGAAGAGAACACCAAUCAUGUCUUGGAAUCAACUCAAAAAGAGGGAGAUGUUUUAAGUGACAAGAAGCCAACAGAAGAUAAUAGUAAUAAUAAUACUAACAACAAUCAAACAGAAAAUGUUCCUGAAAAAGUUGUCUCAGAGGCAGCAAAACCAGCAAAGAAGCAUGCCUUGCAAAACUGGACAGAUGUCAGAACAUCUCUCAACACCAUGGAAGAUAUGAUGUGUCAUCGUGUCAACAAUCCUCAAAAACAUGUUCAAGAGGAGGGAGUGGGACCCUCCACAGAGGAGUUAACAACAGAUGAUGAAAAACCAAAUCCUGUAUUUCCAUGGAAAGAACUUGAGUCACUUGUUCGUGGUGGUGUGCCUAGAGAGCUUAGAGGAGAGGUAUGGCAAGCUUUUGUUGGUGUGAAAGCACGUAGGGUGGAGAGAUACUACCAGAAUUUGUUGGAGGUAGGAGAUGCUGGAAACAAACAAUUGCAUGAUCAGAUCAAAUCAAAUCCAAAAAGAUUAGGGGAAAAAGGAGAAAAGGCAGCUGUGCCUGAAAAAUGUAAAAAACAAAUUGAAAAGGAUUUACCAAGAACAUUUCCAGGUCAUCCUGCAUUAAAUGAAGAGGGUAGGGACUCCUUGAGACGCUUACUUUUAGCAUAUGCUCGCCAUAACCCUGAUGUUGGGUAUUGCCAGGCAAUGAAUUUUUUUGCUGCAAUGUUACUACUAAUGAUGCCUGAAGAAAAUGCCUUUUGGACUUUGGUUGGCAUGAUUGAUGAUUACUUUGAUGGAUACUUCACCACAGACAUGAUCGAAUCCCAGGUGGAUCAACUUGUUUUUGAAGAUUUAAUGCGUGAACGAUAUCCUAAACUAGUUAAUCAUUUUAACAUGUUGGGAGUUGAAAUGGGUUGGAUUUGUGGACCAUGGUUUCUUUCCAUCUUUGUAAACAUGAUCCCAUGGGAAAGUGUUCUUCGUGUUUGGGAUGUAAUUUUAUUCGAAGGAAAUCGCGCAAUGUUACUACGAACUGCAUUGGCUUUAAUGGAGCUAUAUGGUCCUGAUUUAUGUACAACAAGAGAUGCAGGAGAUGCAAUCACUUCAAUGCAAUCACUUGUCAGUUCAACAUUCGAUAGCAGCAAUCUUGUUGUGACUGCUUGCAUAAGUUUCUCAUAUGUAACAGAAGAUACAUUACAACAACUUAGAGAGAAACACAGACCUGAUGUGAUUGCAGCAGUUGAAGAAAGAAAAAGAGGAGAUGCUAUAAGGAAAGAUCCAAAAGGACUUGCUACUAAAUUAUACAGUUUCAAACAUGAACCUAAGCCACUUGUACGACAACCUAGUAUGAAACAAGGAUUAACAAAUGACAACACAAAUUUGAACACUGCUCCUAAACCUGAUGACUCUCUUAAUAUUGCUGCCAUGACUACAGAAGUUGACUCUCUUCCUGAUUUUCAAGAUCAGGUUGUAUGGUUGAAGGCUCAGUUGUGUUCAAUGCUGGAUGACAAGAGAUCCGCUACAAUAAGAGCUGAGGAGUUGGAGAUAGCACUCAUGGAGAUGGCUAAAGAAGAUAAUAGGCGUGAACUGACAGCAAAGAUUGAGCAUAUGGAACGAGAGGUUAAUGAGUUGCACCAACUUCUUGCUGAUAAGAAAGAACAGGAGAAAAAAAUGCUUGAGGUUUUAAUGCGAGUUGAGCAAGAACAAAAGGUGGCAGAAGAUGCUCGUAAAUCUGCAGAGCAAGAUGCAGCUGCUCAGAGAUAUUUAGUGAAUGUACUUGAGAGGAAGUAUGAAGAAGCUGUGUAUACUCUUGCUCAAAUGGAAAAGAGAGUUGUAAUGGCGGAAUCUACUUUAGAGGCAACAAUGCAAUACAAUUCUGGUCAAGUCAAAGCAGUACAACCAACAGGGUUAAUUCGUCCGGAAUCUAACACAGCUGGAAGAAGGCCGGGGAUACUUUCAUUUGGACUUGGUUGGCGUGACAGGAACAAGACAAAAACUACGGGUGAAAGUAAAAGCAGCAAUGAGGUGUCAGAUGCAAAAGCUGCAUCUGAAACCAAUGGUUACCAAGAACCAGAAAAAUAGAAAGAAAUCAUUGAGAUGGGAUUUCUCAAAUUGCGUAAAAUACAUAAAUGUCCUUCCUCUCCUUGUCAUAAAAAAAUUCUUACCUUGUAUCAAAUGCAACCUAGCUUAUUUCACAC
Molecule: messenger RNA, 2888 nt
Organism: Lactuca saligna
Lineage: Eukaryota; Viridiplantae; Streptophyta; Magnoliopsida; Asterales; Asteraceae
Source: the annotation of a GenBank genome assembly